AGAGAGAGAGGGAGAGAGAGAGAGAAGGCGCUCGAGCUCGUCUCUUCACUCCCGGUUCCUGAAGCGCGCGCACCGCACCGCACCGCACCGUCUCUCCUCCCGCGGCUCGGAAACUUCACGCGCGCCGCUUUUCAUUCUUCCUGCUGGUUUUGUUACAUUUUCAGGAUAAAUCUGAAACUCUGACCGGAAGACAGCUGACAUUGUAUCAUUACUGUUUGUUUUAACCCCCCAGCGUUUUCAUUCGGGUUGAUUAUUUUCCUCUUUUUUACUGCCCCGAAGCUUUUUUUUUUUUUUUUUUUUUUAAUUCUGAACAUUUUAGUUUCCCUGAGACAUGCUGGAGCUUCCAGACUCCAGCCCUGAGUCUUGGCCCGGACUGUGCUGGUGGAGGAGAAGGGAAAGGCGCACGGGGAGCAGCUGUUAGGGUCGAAGCCCAGGAUCCGGGAUGGUGUGUGGAUUUACAGCGCGCGGACCCCGGCGCCACUUCACUGUCUAACGGAAGCUGUUUUAUUAUUUAUCAGUGGCGUUAAUAUUAUUCCUGGUAUCUCCUGGAGGGUGUAGGAUCAGGGCAGGGUGGUAUAGCGGGGUGUUUAUCUGCUGCUUAGUUUGUUGGGUGAGAAACCGAAUUUAAAAGACUGGCGUAUGGUACAGAUUGUCUUUGCUGCUCCCAGCUUUUGCACCGUCUCUCGGACUGCGCGGCGCCGCCUGGCCUCGGAUCCCGGGACCUACUUCAUGAUUUGCGGACGCCAUGCUCGCUCUUUAGCCGGGAGACCCUCUGCUCGUCGUCGCGCAUGUUCAGGACCAGACGGUCGGGGCUCGUCCGGCGACUCUGGAGAAGCCGCGCGCCCGUCGACGGCGACGGGGAGGAAGCGGCGGCGGACACCGGGACGCACGGCGCGGGAGGAAGCGGAAGAGGAAACGGAAGCUUGUGCAUGGGCAAAGCGACCAAGGCCGCCGGUGGCGCGAGCGCAGAGGCCGAACUGAAGGCGCUCACGCACUCGGUGCUCAAGAAGAUCAAAGAGAAACAGCUGGAGGUGCUGCUGCAGGCCGUGGAGUCCAAGGGCGGAGCGCGCAGCCCGUGCCUCAUGCUGCCCGGCCGUGUGGACGCGUACUCGCUCCCGCUGCUGCUCUUUAAGGUUUUCCGCUGGCCAGAUCUCCGACACUGGUCCCAGUUAAAGCGGUUACCGUGCUGUGAAUCCUACGGGAAGAUCAACCCGGAGCUCGUGUGCUGCAACCCGCACCAUAUGAGCCGCCUGUGCGAGCCCGAAUCCCCUCCUCCUCCGUACUCACGAUAUCCAGUGGACUUACUGAAGUCACCCGAUUCUCCAGACUCUAUGCCUGCUUCCACUGAAACUGGGGGAACGAUACAUUCAGCCCCUGUGGGGUUUUCAGAUUCCCAAGGUCUUCAGGAGUGUGGCGAGCACUGGUGCGUGGUGGCGUACUGGGAGGAGAAGACGCGCGUCGGCCGCCUCUAUUCGGUCCGCGAGCCAUCGCUGGACAUCUUCUACGACCUACCUCAGGGCACGGGCUUCUGCCUGGGCCAGCUGUGCUCGGAAAGCCGCAGCGCACUCGUGCACAUGGUGCGGCCCAAAAUCGGCUACGGCAUCCAGCUGAGCCGCGAGGCCGACGGCGUGUGGGUGUACAACCGCAGCCGAUACCCCAUCUUCAUCAAAUCAGCCACGCUGGACGACCCUUCAUCACGAUCUCUGCUCGUGCACAAGGUUUUCCCCGGGUUCUCCAUCAAAGCCUUCGACUAUGAGAAGGCCAAGAGCCUACAGAGACCCAACGACCACGAGUUCAGCCAUCAGCCGCGCGCCGGAUUCACCGUGCAGAUCAGCUUCGUCAAGGGCUGGGGUCAGUGCUACACCAGACAGUUCAUCAGCAGCUGCCCCUGCUGGCUCGAACUCAUCUUCAAUAACCGAUAGCCACAAGCCACACCCACUCCCCCUUCCUCAGUCACCAUGGACACGGACUGGCCCUGACCUCGUUUGGGACUAUUUGCUAUUUUCUUUUCUUUUUUUUUUCUCUUUUUGUUUUUUCUUUUUUGUGACAGAGUGAGGAAAAAAAGUUCUCCAGAAGAUUUUACAAGAGAAGAAAGAAAGAAAAAAGAAAGAAAGGAAAACCCAUGCCGGGUUUUUAUUAAAGACUUUAAAAGAUUUAAUUAAGUGAAAUAAAAGUUCAAAUGUAUUGUUAUAUAUAAAUAUAUUAUUACUUGUAAAUAUGAAGACGUUUUAUAUGCAUCGUUAUUUAUGUAUUGUGCAGUGUGUUGAUAGAAAUAGAAAAGAUGCACUUUGCUUAAUAUAAAUGCACACAGGAGAAAUGCCAAAAUUAAAAAAAGUAACAAAUCUAAUUUA
Messenger RNA from Neoarius graeffei (lesser salmon catfish), 2351 nucleotides. It is a transcript of the gene smad7, whose product is annotated as SMAD family member 7. Gene Ontology annotation, biological process: cell differentiation; anatomical structure morphogenesis; transforming growth factor beta receptor signaling pathway. Gene Ontology annotation, molecular function: transcription regulator inhibitor activity; I-SMAD binding. Gene Ontology annotation, cellular component: heteromeric SMAD protein complex. Bases 789 to 1922 code for a protein of 377 amino acids. The transcript has 4 exons. The record is from RefSeq and is a predicted model, not a curated record. Lineage: Eukaryota; Metazoa; Chordata; Actinopteri; Siluriformes; Ariidae.